This is a messenger RNA of Colletotrichum phormii, 539 nucleotides long. RefSeq lists its product as uncharacterized. The transcript has a single exon. The record is from RefSeq and is a predicted model, not a curated record. NCBI's taxonomy places the organism in Eukaryota, Fungi, Ascomycota, Sordariomycetes, Glomerellales, Glomerellaceae. The annotation marks the transcript as partial.
GGGCGGUGUGAGCUGAGCCGAGUUGGGCGAGGGAGAGGAGGAAAUGAGUGAGAGCUGAGAUGAGAGCAAAGAAUGAGAAUGAGCGUGAGUGACAAAGUGACAGUGAGCGUGAGAGUGAGAGUGUAGCCGUGCUCUGAUGUCGAGGGGUAGCAAGCAGGGGGGGACGGCGGUGUUGGCGGCUCUCGUCUACCCAGGCCUCUCUCUAUCUCUCUGUCCUCGGAUUCGUUCUGCUCUCAAUUUUUUUCUUCUCCGAGUCUUUGUUGCUUUUUUUUUUUCUCUGUCAAAAGGGGACUUUCGGAGUGACAGCCCGGCGGGGGAGGCGACAACUACGUAUCCGCUCGUGGAUCUCGCGUGGCCACGGGGUGCAUUUGGGAUUUUGGAGAAUGGGGGGCGGGCGGCGGUAACGAAGGAAUGCGGAAAGGCGGGCGAAAAGUGUCACCUAAACCAUCCCGGGCGUUGCGCUUUUCCUAUUUCUUCUACUUUUCUCUUCUGGCAGCGGCGGCGGUAUGGCGGUUAGUUACUGUUAGGCUGGCGGGAGA